Messenger RNA from Pectinophora gossypiella (pink bollworm), 1252 nucleotides. RefSeq names its product junctional adhesion molecule 2A-like. NCBI's taxonomy places the organism in Eukaryota, Metazoa, Arthropoda, Insecta, Lepidoptera, Gelechiidae. The transcript has 7 exons. Bases 90 to 971 code for a protein of 293 amino acids. The record is from RefSeq and is a predicted model, not a curated record.
AAACAGUGUUGUGCACGAUAAUAAUUAGUUAAGUGACAAUAACGUGUAUAAUUAAAGCAGUGAUAAUAUUAGUUUUAAACUGUGUAAAAAUGUAUACUUUGAAAAUAAUGCUUUGGAUGUCAAUAGUCAUCUUCUCCUUGCAAGGCUCGCUGUGUCUUCGUGACGUCCACAUGGUGAUCCCCGAGGCGGUGGAACGGAAGUCCACGGUGGAGAUGAAGUGUCAAUAUGACUUAGAACAAGAAGUACUUUAUUCUGUGAAGUGGUACCGCGGUGAUAGGGAGUUCUGUCGGUAUUCCCCACGAGACGUUCCACCGCUGAAGAUCUUUCCUAUACCUGGAAUCGAUGUCAAUAAAGACGAGACGGACUCAAAGAGGUUGACAAUAGUGAACGCGACAGACGUGGCGAACGGUCGCUACACGUGCGAGGUGUCGGCCGACGCCCCCUCAUUCCAGACAGCACAGGUGCAUGGGUUCAUGUACGUCGUUGACCUGCCAAGCACAGACCCAACUUUGUCCGGGAUAAAACGGCGCUAUCGUUCCGGGAUGAAACUGAGAGCUGAAUGCAUCAGCCGCAACUCGCUGCCAGCCGCCAAUCUUUCAUUCUUCAUUAAUAAUGAACCAGCAUCAUCACAACACGUAUGGCACAGAGUGGAUGGAGAGAAAGGAGGACCAAUGACAGCAUAUAGCACAAUCCAGUUCGUCGUACAGAGACAUCACUUCGUCAGAGGAAAAUUGAAGGUUCGGUGCACAGCAAUAAUCUACACCAUAUACAGAAUGAGUGUAGAGAAGUGCGCUGAAGAGGAAAGGAUACGGACCACGCCGGCGAGUCCGCCCGAGGUGCACGAAGCGAUCAUAUAUUCCGUGCAUCGCUUACCUGAAGCUGCUAAAACGUCAGCUGUUCGGAAGACGUCACCCACAUCGCUUUGGAUCAUUGCCAUUACUUCCCUCUAUCUACCCUACAUCUUAAGAUAAACCAAUAUUAAAUACAAUAGGUAGUUAAAAAAUCAUUGUGUUCUACAGAACAGUAAAAUGCGAGGUGCACAGCGACUGAAUUUGAAAACUGUUUUAAGUUUCGCUUUUUGUAAUUAUUUACUUUUAAGUUUUGUACUAUAAAAUGUAAUGUAUUUAACCUUUGCGUUGUUUUCAUAUUUUUGGUCGCUUUGCAUCUUUUUGUAAGUAUAAUUAAGAGCCCUGCUGUUUCUAUGACUGAUAAAUUCUCUCUAUACCUAUAUUUUCACUGUUGAUACGUUGUU